Seriola dumerili (greater amberjack) is the source of this 2421-nucleotide messenger RNA. It is a transcript of the gene mpv17, whose product is annotated as MPV17, mitochondrial inner membrane protein. Bases 149 to 682 code for a protein of 177 amino acids. The record is from RefSeq and is a predicted model, not a curated record. Gene Ontology annotation, cellular component: membrane; cytoplasm. The transcript is spliced from 8 exons. Lineage: Eukaryota; Metazoa; Chordata; Actinopteri; Carangiformes; Carangidae.
AGGAAAUAUUGCACAACCUACAGCUCAGCCUUGAGGAAGCACUAGUUAAACUAAUCAACAAGCUGUGAUAAAGAAUAUAACGGAACUUAUUAGCAGGGUCGCUUGAUUUGAAUCACGUUGUCUGCCGGUGGGCGGAGUGGUAGGGAGAAUGGCAGGCCUGUGGAGAUCCUACCAGGCCUUGAUGACCAAAUACCCCUGGAGAGUGCAGAUAGUGACUGCAGGGUCUUUAGUGGGUGUUGGUGACGUCGUAUCCCAGCAGCUGAUUGAGAGACGAGGACUGGCUCAACACAAUGUGCAGCGGACAGCCAAGAUGAUGAGCAUUGGUUUCUUUUUUGUGGGUCCGGUGAUCGGGAGCUGGUACAAAGUUCUGGACAGACUGGUUGUUGGAGGAACUAAAAGUGCCGCUAUGAAGAAAAUGCUGAUCGAUCAGUUGUGUUUUGCUCCGUGCUUCCUGGGAGCUUUCCUCUGUAUCUCUGGAGCUCUGAACGGACUGACGGUGGAGGAAAAUGUCACCAAGCUCAAGAGGGACUACACAGAUGCCCUGAUCGCAAAUUACUACCUUUGGCCUCCAGUCCAGAUCGCCAACUUCUACUUCAUUCCACUUCACCACAGGUUGGCCGUCGUUCAGAUCGUUGCUGUUGCCUGGAACUCCUACCUGACCUGGAAGGCCAAUAAGAUGUGAAGGAUGAUCACGUGUCCUGUUCUGUUGUUGUUUAUGAUGAUGAUUUUUGUGCGUGCGUGCGUGCGUGCGUGCGUGUCUGUCUCAUGGGUCGUUCUGGUUGAACUUAAGGCUACUUCAUCGUCUGAUAUUUCCAACGUGUAAAACUGAGACUGAGUCACUGAUGAAGGUCAGGAGAAAGUGCUCGUCUACUCUGAAUGACAAAUUCACACUUGAAAGUCAAACUUGCAUUUGCAGAAAUGUCUGUGAAAGUUUGUUAUUUAUGGAAAUGGGAUUUGGCAGUGAUGCAGCCACACACACACACACACACACUCACACACACACACACACACUCUCACACUCACACACAAUAACACUGACUGGUUGAAAGGAAACUUGUAUUCUCUUUACUCUGUCUUUAAUCACUUGAAGUAAUUGGGAUAGUUUGGAUAGUCAAUAGCAUCAUGUUUUGUUUUAUGAUGAAGGAAAAUUGAUCAGUGAUUUUCUGUAGCUAUGUCCAAGAAUUUCUAAUAAUGUUUUAUAGUUUACACAUUGUUUACCCACUUUCUCUGCAUUUGACUCAACUGUAAUUUUGCUUCAGUUACUGCUUUCUAACAUUUCCCAAAAUACCUCCAACAUUUUUUUUAUUUCUGUUUUCAUACCCCCAUCUCCACUUGUUUUGUCUUUGGUACUGACAUAAUGACAACCUGACACUAAAGGUACAGUCCAACAUUUUUGAAAAUCUACUUAUUCAUUUUCCUGCUGAAAGUUAGAAGAUACCGCUCUCAUGUCUGAAUGGUAAAUAUAAGGCUACAGCCAGAAGCCGGUUAGCUUAGUUUAGCUUAGCAUAAAGAGUGGGGGGAAAAAGGGGGUGAGGGGACCAGCUAGCUAGAAACACCAUCACCUCCAAAGCUCAACAGGGCUGUUGCUUCCUAUAGGGAACAAACAUGAGUGGUAUCGAUCUUCUCAUCUAAGGAAGAAAAUAGAUUUCCCAAAAUGUAAAAUGACUCAAGUGUUUUUGAAUUAUUAUCUGUAGCUGCUUAAACUUCAUCACCAAACAACAAAAUAAAUCCAGGAAUCCAUUAGUGCACUGACAAUCCCUGUUGAAGUGUGGAUGCUCCUGCACCGUGUACCUUUUUGAUAACAAAAAAAUUAUAGAGUUCCACAUGAGGUGGUGUCAAUGGCGUGUUUGACCUCACUAACUUUUGUAGCCAACUUAGCUUUGGACGGGUGGGGUUUGUUUGGAGAGAGAUGUGGAGGCUGCUGAGCUGGGCUGUCAACCAAAUUAACUGCACACAUUUUUUUUUUCCCCACACAAACACACUUGGGCUAUAUCAGGGAAAAGCAAGCGGAAACGUCUGACGAAUCCACUGAAGAUCCGCCAAAUAGCCUCUUUCCCCCUGGGGGAUGUGAUGAUAUGAGCCUCUCCCCAGAAAGCUGGAAUUCAGUUUUUGAUUCAGCACCCGAGGCUCACUGUGUUGUAAUGUAAGCCAAGGUAAUUAAAAGGAGAUGCACUUAACUGGCUUGUAAAGGCUCUAACCUGAACAUGAAGCAUGAUGCAGCUGACAUCAGUGUUUUACAUGUUCAGUGUUCAGGUGGGGGUCAUUACAGACAGACUCUAAACUUAGUGGGUUUAAAUGAUCUUUCUGAACGUUUUUGGUGAGAAUCUGUUUGUGCUGAUGUAUUGUUUUCCAAUGUGUACGUGCUAAUAUGCAAACUGUUUUUUUAAAAAGUCAUAAAUGUUCGUUUUUUUCCCUCUGAAA